CCUUCUCGACAUGGUAGAGGCGUUGAAGGGAGGUCGAUGGAGCUCCAGGUUUGGCAGUGAGUCCAGCCAUUGCAAGCAGCGCGACACUUGCGUGGACGACGAUGGAUUUGCAGCGGUGCCUGGUGUCAGCGCUCGGGUGCCGAAUCCUCGACGCGACUAUUCGAGGAAAGUGGCGGAUCUUUCAGCAAAAGAUUCUCUCUGUGUCCGUGAGUCCGCGGAGUUUGCCCUAACCCUAAGCCCCUUGCAAGAAUCAUCCAAGUCCAAUCCAAUCCACGACGCAAUUCCGGGAUCGAGACUCGUUUCGGAGUGAAUUGGAGUGCGCACGACGAUCAGGGCUGCAGAUUAUUGACCACGGCAGAGACACAGCGGAGGUGCGGGCGGAGCUUUGAAUUAUGAGUAGAGGCAGGAGGAAUCUGAAGCAGGGCUCGUUAGAAGGAUGUCCGGAACCUCUGCCCGGCCAGAUCCUGAUGCGCGUCGUUGCUAUGCGUGGCUCGAACGUCAUAGAGGUGGAGGAUGCUGAUGCACAGAAGACGCUCUGUAUGCUUCCUGCCAAAUUCCACAAAAGCAUGUGGAUCAAGCGAGGCAAUUUCGUACUCGUCGACGAGGGCGACCGAGAGAAAGCCAGGGAGGCUGGCAACAAGGUCACGGGCACGGUUGCGCAAGUUUUGUACGACGAGCAUCUUCGAGAACUGAGGAAAACUUCAUUCUGGUCUCCUGCGUUUGAUGCGACCGCAAAGCCCUCAGACAGUGGUGCCGACCAAACCAGCACUCAUUUCAAACAUGAAGCCAACAACAAAAUCGAUGGCGAUUCGGAGAGCGACGAGGAAGAGGACGACGGACUGCCUCCUUUGGAGGCGAACAUGAACAGGAGGCACGCCAUGAGUCUUGUCGAGAACUCAGAAUCCGACAGCGACGACGAGUGACAGGUUUCAGCCCUCGGGGUCUGUCCGAUGAAGCUUACAGAAAGCACGCCCCCAUCGCUCAACCUCGGCAAGUGACGGAUUCCUUUCUAGACCAGCAGAGGCUUUGGCGUCCCGCCCAUGCCUUCUGGCUCAACCCAGAUCUCCAUUGUGGCUGAGAAUCGGAAACUCUUGAUGUCGCAGUGAGAAUGUCCACUUCCCUCAGGACUCGAGGGCAGCGCAAUGCGUUUGGAAAAGCGCCAUAGCCACCAUUAGCGCCACGUGUCGAAGGAAAUCGAUGCUGAGGAAAUGCAAGACUGCACGACAAUCGAUGCUGAUGGAAACGAAGAGGGCCCAAAUCGGAUGCGGCACAAGGCCUCGUCCUUCUGAGGCAGCGUAUAUAAUUAAUUGCCUGUUCUGCAGCCACGCAUGCGCAACGGGCUUGGUCCAUGUCGACCAUUGUUCGGGAGUUUUAGACGUGCAGGUUAAGGUCAAUGUAAUGGCUGAAUGACGCCUGUAAAUUUUCUACGAAGAAGCCGUUCUCAAGGUGUUAAUUUGAAGCUCCUGUGGCCCCCGAUUUUGUUCCUGUUAUCAUGACCAUGAUUGUCACCAGAUCUCAACC
This is a messenger RNA of Marchantia polymorpha subsp. ruderalis, 1521 nucleotides long. The record is from the annotation of a GenBank genome assembly. NCBI's taxonomy places the organism in Eukaryota, Viridiplantae, Streptophyta, Marchantiopsida, Marchantiales, Marchantiaceae.